AACAAGACGAAAUGAGUUGGAAGUAAUAGCUUUAGAGGGAGAGAGUUAUUUAUAUGAAUGACAGAGAGAGCAGAGAGAAGAGAGCAGAGAGAAGAGAGCAGAAGCAGAGCAAGGCGGUAGCCGACACUCUCCGAUCUUCGUUCCACUCAAAUCACGGUUGUUCGUGCUCUGCGGAGUAUACUGUAAGGAGAACGGAAAGAUUGGAGGACGGAGAGGAUGAAGAGUUCUGUUUCGGAACAGAGUUUUUUGUAUGAGAGUGAAGACGAAGAGAAUCCGGUGAAUGUAAUGCAUAAAGAUAAAGACGAUGGAAACGAUUCGGAUUCUUCCGAUGCUUCGACUGAAAAUCAGAGACGGAGCAAGCCUAAUUCAUACACCACCGCUUGGCCUCAAAGUUACAGACAGUCAAUGGAUAUGCUGGGCAGUGUCCCAUCGCCUAAAAUCGGGAUGUUGGGAACGUCAUCUUUGACUGGAUGGGGCAACUCAUUCCUGUCCUCUUCGUUAACCCGAAGGCACACUUCUGAGACAUUAGCUUCUGCGACAAAACCGCUGCUGCCCACGGUGGCUGACGAGAAGAAAGACGAGCAGCCGCCGCCGCAUCAGCAACGACUUAGCUCUCACUCUCUGAUUCUCCCUUUCACUUCAAGGAGGGCAUCGGCCAUUAAAAAAGAUGACAAACUUUCCACAGUCCCACACGAGUUUCCGACUGCUCGUCGUAGCUCAUUCGGUCAAGCCUUGCUUAAUGGUGGAAAUGUGCUAUGUGGGGUUGGAAUACUAUCGACGCCUUUCGCAGCGAAAGAGGGAGGAUGGCUUGGACUUUCAAUUUUGCUCUUAUUUGCUGUGCUCUGUUAUUAUACUGGACUCCUCCUCCGCGACUGCAUGGAAAGUAGACCGGAGCUGGAUACUUACCCAGACAUCGGCCAGGCAGCCUUUGGCACCACCGGCCGAAUCAUCAUCUCGAUAGUUUUGUACCUGGAAUUAUACGCUGCUGGUAUUGAGCAAAUAAUCUUGGAGAGUGAUAACUUGUCUUCUCUAUUUCCAAAUGCCCAUUUAAAUGUGGGUGGAUAUGAGUUAAAUGCACACCUUUUAUUUGCUUUGAUGACUGCUCUUGCUGUUCUUCCUACCGUUUGGCUCCGGGACUUAACCAUUCUUAGCUAUAUCUCUGCUGGUGGAGUUAUCGCAUCAAUAUUGGUUGUCCUAUGCUUGUUCUGGAUUGGGCUGGUGGAUGAUGUCGGUUUCCAAGGGAAGGAGACGACGACGUUACUGAAUCCUGCAACCCUUCCUAUUGCUGUUGGUCUUUAUGGCUUCUGCUAUUCUGGACACGCUGUCUUCCCCAAUAUUUAUAGUUCAAUGGCAAAACCAAGUCAAUUUCCGGCAGUCCUCUUAACAUGUUUCAUUGUUUGUACUUUGAUGUAUGCGGGAGUUGCUUUGAUGGGAUAUGCAAUGUUCGGAGAAUCCACGAUGUCACAGUUCACUCUUAACUUGCCAAAGAACUUGGUUGCAUCAAAAAUCGCCGUCUGGACUACGGUGGUUAACCCAUUUACCAAAUAUGCUUUGACGGUGACUCCAAUUGCAAUGAGUCUGGAGGAGCUGAUACCAUCAAAUCAUCCCCAGUUUUUAAUAUUCUCAAUCCUUAUUAGAACAGCUCUUGUCAUCUCCACCUUGCUCGUGGGUCUCAGCGUUCCUUUCUUUGGUCUGGUUAUGUCGCUCAUCGGCUCACUUCUGACCAUGUUUAUUAGUUUAAUACUUCCAUGUGCUUGUUUCCUGAGCAUCCUCAAAGGGAAAGUAACUCGUCUACAGGGAAUAGUAUGUGGCAUAAUCAUAGUAAUAGGGCUUAUAGCAGCAGCCUUUGGAACCUAUUCUUCCGUCUUAAAAAUCGCCCAGAAUUUGAGUUCCUGAGAAAUUUGGACUGGCAUUAUUUAUAUUUAUUGUUCUUC
Messenger RNA from Cucurbita maxima (winter squash), 1934 nucleotides. RefSeq names its product amino acid transporter AVT1C-like. Bases 217 to 1896 code for a protein of 559 amino acids. NCBI's taxonomy places the organism in Eukaryota, Viridiplantae, Streptophyta, Magnoliopsida, Cucurbitales, Cucurbitaceae. The record is from RefSeq and is a predicted model, not a curated record. The transcript has 13 exons. Gene Ontology annotation, cellular component: plasma membrane.